Molecule: messenger RNA, 6935 nt
Organism: Xenopus tropicalis (tropical clawed frog)
Lineage: Eukaryota; Metazoa; Chordata; Amphibia; Anura; Pipidae
Source: RefSeq, a predicted model, not a curated record
CCCCCCAUUGGCGGGGUCUCCCUGGCUAGACUUGCAGCACGUAUUCCCCUCAGAGACCAUUCUUUCCCAAAUCUCUCUAGAGCUGUUUGUCUCCCGCUUCUCCGUGUGUCUCCUCCUCCCGUACCUGUCACACUGCAGCUCCUUCCAUCUCCCCCUCCCAGCCAGUGGUGCCUCCCAGCCUCUUCCCCCGCCUCUCUCCUCCUUUCCCAGGCAUUGUGAACACCGGCUGUGGGCAGCGACGCUGUGCUGCUGCUUGGUGGCACAACGCUGGAUAAAACCUUGGAUAGUGGAUAAUAGGCGCUUGUGCUGGCAGAUCGCAUGGUAUCCCUGGGCAGUGUGCCUCCCGCCCUGCUCUCAGCCGUACUGCUCGGAAAUAUAAAAAUGCCUGGAAUAUCCAGCUAUUGUACUUUGUGGUGAUGCCUUCCGAGUGUGUACUGGAGUUGGCCUGUUAGCUCUGAUACACCAUGACUGUUUUCAGGCAAGAGAAUGUGGAGGAUUAUUAUGAUAUAGGAGAGGAGCUUGGAAGCGGUCAGUUUGCUGUGGUGAAAAAAUGCCAAGAAAAGAGCACAGGCGUGCAUUAUGCUGCAAAAUUUAUCAAGAAGCGAAGGACCAAAUCAAGUCGGCGUGGGGUGACCCGGGAGGAUAUAGAGAGGGAGGUCAGCAUACUGAAGGAGAUCCAGCACCCCAAUGUGAUCACGUUGCACGAAGUGUACGAGAAUAAAGCAGAUGUCAUUCUCAUUCUGGAGCUAGUUGCAGGAGGUGAGCUAUUUGACUUUCUUGCUGAAAAGGAGUCUCUGACAGAGGAGGAAGCUACAGAGUUCAUCAAGCAGAUCCUUAAUGGUGUGAAUUACCUCCACUCCCUGCACAUUGCCCACUUUGACCUCAAGCCUGAAAACAUCAUGCUGCUUGAUAGAAACGCACCAAAUCCUCGUAUUAAGAUCAUAGAUUUUGGCUUGGCUCACAGAAUCGACUCUGGAAAUGAAUUUAAGAACAUAUUCGGAACUCCAGAAUUUGUUGCGCCUGAAAUUGUAAAUUAUGAACCGCUUGGUCUUGAAUCUGAUAUGUGGAGUAUUGGAGUCAUAACAUAUAUUCUAUUGAGCGGGGCAUCUCCAUUCCUUGGGGAAACAAAGCAGGAGACCUUGGCUAAUAUAUCUGCUGUCAGUUAUGACUUUGAGGAGGAGUUCUUUAGUAGUACAAGUGACCUGGCCAAAGAUUUUAUAAGGCGGCUGCUAGUCAAGGACCCAAAAAAAAGGAUGACCAUUCAAGACAGUUUGUACCACCCUUGGAUUAAGCCAAAAGAUACUCAGCAAGCGCUGAGCAGGAAAGCCUCUGCAGUCAAUAUGGAGAAGUUUAAGAAGUUUGCUGCUCGCAGAAAAUGGAAACAAUCUGUCCGUUUGAUAUCCCUGUGCCAAAGACUGUCAAGAUCCUUCUUGUCCAGGAGCAACAUGAGUAUUGCUAGGAGUGAUGACACACUGGAUGAGGAGGACUCUUUUGUAAUGAAAGCCAUCAUUCAUGCCAUAAAUGACGAUAACGUUCCUGGUUUGCAGCAUCUUUUUGGGUCUUUGUCAAACUAUGAUGUGAACCAGCCAAACAAGCAUGGCACCCCUCCCUUGUUAAUUGCUGCUGGCUGUGGGAAUAUUCAGAUCCUUGAACUGCUCAUAAAGCGUGGCGCACAGAUUGAUGUACAAGAUAAGGCUGGGUCCAAUGCAAUUUACUGGGCUUCUCGUCAUGGUCACGUUGAGACUCUGAAAUUUCUACAUCAGAAUAACUGUCCUUUAGAUAUUAAAGAUAAGUCAGGAGAAACAGCACUUCACGUGGCGGCCCGUUAUGGACAUGCUGAAGUUAUUCAAUACUUGUGCAGCAUUGGAUCACAUCCAGACAUCCAGGAUAAGGAGGAAGAAACCCCUCUGCAUUGUGCUGCUUGGCAUGGUUACUACCCAGUGGCAAAAGCUCUGUGCCAGGCUGGCUGCAAUGUCAACAUUCGCAACAGGGAAGGGGAAACACCCAUUCUGACAGCAGCAGCAAGAGGGUACCACGAUAUUGUGGAAUGCUUGGUUGACCAUGGAGGCGACCUUGAUGCAACAGACAAGGAUGGGCACAUAGCACUCCACCUUGCAGUGAGACGGUGUCAGAUGGAAGUAGUGAAAACGCUCAUCAUCCAUGGAUGCUUUGUAGACUUCCAGGAUCGCCAUGGUAACACACCUCUGCAUGUUGCCUGCAAAGAUGGGAAUCUUCCUAUUGUAAUGGCACUGUGUGAGGCAAGAUGUAAUUUGGAUAUAACUAACAAGUAUGGCCGAACACCUUUACAUCUGGCAGCAAACAAUGGUAUAGUGGAAGUUGUCCGAUACCUCUGCGUCGCUGGUGCAAAUGUUGAAGCCUUGACUUUGGAUGGGAAAACAGCAGAGGAUCUCGCUAGGUCAGAACAGCAUGAGUCCGUUGUCAGUCUGCUCGCAAGGCUUCGAAGGGAUACCUACAGAACUUUGUUCAUUCAGCAGCUCAGACCUUCACCAACCCCCCAGCCAAGAAUUAAACUGAAGUUAUUUGGACACAUGGGAUCAGGAAAGACCACGCUUGUAGAGUCCCUCAAAUGUGGCCUUAUCCGAAGCUUCUUCAGAAGACGCAGACCUCGUCUUUCAUCAACUAACUCUUCCCGUUUUCCUUCUUCUCCACUAACAGCUAAGACAGUUUCAGUGAGCAUCUCGGAUCUCUACCCUGGUUGUGAGAAUGUUAGUGUAAGAAGUCGGAGUAUGAUGUUUGAGCCAGGACUAACCAAAGGGGUUCUUGAAGUAUUUGUUUCACCGUCCCCUCACUGUUACACAGAUGACCAGUCAACCAAGGCUAUAGACAUCCAGAGUGCCAAUCUUAACGGUGUUGGAGAUUUUAGUGUGUGGGAAUUCUCUGGAAACCCAACGUAUUAUUGCAGCUAUGAUUAUUUUGCUGCCAAUGAUCCAACAUCAGUUCACAUUGUAGUGUUUAGCCUUGAAGAACCCUAUGAGAUUCAGCUGAAUCAAGUGAUAUUCUGGCUCAAUUUCCUAAAGUCACUUGUUCCUGUGGAAGAACCAAUAGCGUAUGGUGGGAAGCUGAAGAAUCUACUCCACGUUGUGUUGGUGGCCACACAUGCUGAUAUUGUUAACCUUCCUCGCCCUGCCGGAGGAGAAUUUGGUUACGACAAAAGUCUAGCAUUGCUGAAAGAAGUAAGAAAUAGAUUUGGAAACGAUCUCCAGAUUUUGGAUAGACUGUUUGUUCUGGAUGCCGGGGGAUCAGGGUCCAAGGAGAUGAAGCUUCUGAGGAAUCACCUCCAGGAAUUAAGAAGCCAGCUGAUAUCUGACUGUCCACCUAUGACACCGCUUUGUGAGAAGGUGAUGUCAACUCUUCCAUCCUGGAGAAAACAGAAUGGUCCCAAUCAACUUCUUUCUCUUCAACAAUUUGUAUAUGAUGUCCAGGACCAACUAAAUCCACUAGCAAGUGAAGAGGAUGUUAGAAACCUUGCAUUGCAACUGCACAGUAUUGGAGAAGUUAAUAUAAUGCAGAGUGAGACCGUCCAAGAUGUUGUGCUUCUAGAUCCACGAUGGCUGUGUCACAAUGUCCUCGGAAAGCUACUCUCUGUAGAAAACCCAAAAGCCCUACACCAUUACAGGGGAAGGUAUACAAUGGAAGAUAUUCAGCGCUUGGUCACCGACAGUGAUGUUGAUGAACUUGUGCAGAUCCUGGAUGCAAUGGACAUUUGUGCCCGAGAUCUAAGCAGCGGAGCUAUGGUGGACAUCCCUGCCCUCAUUAAAACAGACAACCUCCACCGAUCAUGGGCUGAUGAAGAAGAGGACAUAAUGAUUUAUGGAGGUGUUAGAAUUGUUCCUGUGGAACACCUUACUCCCUUUCCGUGUGGAAUUUUUCACAAAGUUCAAGUUAAUUUAUGCCGAUGGGUACAUCAACAGAGCGCCGACGGUGAUGCUGAUAUACGUUUAUGGGUAAACGGUUGUAAAAUAGCAAAUCGAGGGGCAGAGGUUUUGGUGUUGAUGGUCAACCAUGGUCAAGGAAUUGAAGUGCAAGUUAGGGGUCUGGAAACUGAGAAAAUCAAGUGUUGUCUACUUCUUGAAUCCAUUUGCAGUAUCAUUGACAACUUAUUUGCAACAACGUUGCCUGGUCUUUUAACUGUAAAACAUUACUUGAGCCCUCAACAGCUAAGAGAGCAUCACGAGCCACUGAUGGUUUACCAACCUAGAGACUUUUUUCGGGCCCAAAUACAAAAGGAGACUUCACUGGCUAACACCAUGGCUGGAUACAAAGAGAGCUUUAGCAGCAUUCUUUGUUUUGGGUGCCUGGAUGUUUACUCUCAAGGAAACCUAGGCCUGGAUCACCAUGUGUCCGAUAUCAAUAUUCUUGUUAGAAGAAAGCUCAGCCGACUUUUAGACCCACCAGAUCCCAUGGGAAAGGACUGGUGUCUACUAGCUAUGAAUUUGGGCCUACCUGACUUAGUUGCCAAAUACAAUACUAACAAUUCUGUACAAAAAGACUUUUUGCCUAGUCCAAUGUGUGCUCUUCUGCAGGAAUGGAGCAAUUCUCCUGAAAGUACUGUAUCGCUCCUAAUGUCUAAACUGAGAGAACUUGGGCGCAGGGAUGCAGCAGAUUUUUUACUAAAAGCAUCCUCUGUUUUUAAGGUGACUCUUGAUAUCCAUGGACAAGAAGCCUAUGCGGCAAGCUGCAACAGCGGCACAUCCUAUAAUUCAAUUAGCUCAGUCGUGUCACGAUGAGUAAAUUAGUCCGCAUGAUCUUCUAUAGCUAUCUAAACAACCAGUAUGAGAAGUGUAGUUUAUAUGUGUUUCAUAGGGGUUUCUAACCAUUAAUUUAUAAACAAUGUCAAAGAAUGCCACAUGCCAUCAGAACCUGGUAGCUUUCUACUUUUUAAUAAGGGUGACUGCCUUUUAUCAUAUAUUUUAAAGGCUCCCAUGAAUUUUUCACUCCAGAGUUCUAUAAUAAUGUGCUGCUAGUUACUGCCACCUGAACAGAUAAUAUAUACUGUUCAUUUUUUCUAAUUAAUUCUUUUAUACAUUUUACUAACCAGACUGGACAGUUGUUCACGUGUAGAAGAGAGGGCUCUCAUUUUAUGUCUGCUGAUUUGGUAACUGAUUCAGCUACAGAUGAUAGCAAAUUUUGCUGUACAUUAGAGUUGCCCAACCUGCAGACCUCAAGCUCUUGGAUAAUGCCAUUUUACUUUAUCAGUAGCUGGCAGAGCCCAGGUUGGACAGCCCCCUCUGUUUAUAUUCAUAAAGCCAAUACAGCAGCAUGAGUGCCUUGCUCUCACAGGUUAGGUUACAAUAGGCCAGAACCUGCUCUCAAGCACUUUCCACUGGGCUCUACCUCUCUAUCGUUGUCUCCACGAUAAUCCUUGUGUCAAAAGAACAUUUAAGAUUUAACACAUUAAACUUCCUUCAUCAUGAAUACAUACAAUUACCUUCCUAUUUUGCGAAGAUUACUGCAAGAACUAUACAAGGCUUCUUGCAUAUUCCCCUGCAGUUAGCAAUGAGACUCUAUUGCUCAGGUACAAUAUUGAUUUUAUCAUUUCCAAGCAGAUAUGUGAACAAUUAGAAGUAUUGUAGGUUUUUUCCUUUUAACUCCUUCGAGUACUUGAAUGGUUGUCAGCACACUUUACCUAAACAGUGCUUUUCAGGUCAUCCAGAAUAGCGGGAGUUAAACUGAAAUGCUUUACCAGUCUCAACUUUCCCUCCUGCCCAUUCAUUCCAGACAUCUCAGGUAUGAGUUCUAACUAUCCUCAUUUGUAUGCUUAGUUUUGUAUUGUAAAAAGGACCUUAAGGCUGAUGGCCCAUGAAGCAAGUUAGUCGCCUACGAUAGAUCUCUGCAUCACAGGUAAUUAACCCGUCCAAAAUGCCUUUCCACCGGCAACAAUAGGAGUCGCCAGCAGAAAGGCCUACUCAUCACUUCAGCUUUCCGAAGUCACCGCACCUGUAGUCAACCACGGGACUUCAAAAACCAAAGCGAUGUGUAGGCCUUUCCACUGGCAACUCCUAUUGUUGUCAGUGAAAAGGAAGUUAAUCGCCUGUGGUAGUAGAGAUCAUUGCAGGUGACUAACUCACUCUGUAGGCCAUCAGCUUAAGGGUGAAGACACACGGAGCUACUAGUAGCAGCUACUUGUCACAGCUACUAAAAUAGACAAUGCUGAUCAUUUACUGAUAAUUGUCUCUAUGUGUGUUUUAGCAGAGGCAAUUCUCUGUUGUCUAUGGCGGGGUAUUUUCUGGCGUUUAGUAACCAUGACAAGUAGCUGCUAUUAUGUUUCUUCACUCUAUUGGUUAAAAAGGAAACUUCCAUGACUCUUAUACAAUUAUUUCCUUGCUAAUCUGUACUUGCCAACAUUCCUUUUAAGCAAUUUUCACUAACUUAACUGUUCUAAUGAAAAGAAAUCUCUGUGCAAAGACUGAAGGGGUCAUGAGCCAUUUGUGUGUGGCAUUAUUCCCUGUUAUUGACCAAAGAAGCAGUAGGAUAGAGUUAGCUGGGACUGUCUGGCAAUCGCUGAGUAUUAUAAAUGCAAGGGGUCUAUUAAAAACCUGGUGUUGAACGUUCAUAUAGACAUAUUUUAUGUAAAGCAUUACUGUUUAUUUAAAUCACUGCAAGGACCAUUUAUAUUAUUAGUUAUUAUAGUUUGCACACAACAACAGGCAGCAUCUAGGGUGCAUUAUUUGAUUUCUUGUACUUGAAACAAAGAAGCAAGGUCAGUUGCUUUGGUUUAUAAAACACAGCCAAUGUGGAAGGGGGAAAUUACAUUUAUCUUUGGAAGCUGCAUGUGUUAUGAAUGGACAUAUGUACAUGUAUAUAAAGGAGUAACCUUUCCAUUUAUUAAUGUUUUAUUUGUAGUACAAUUUUAAACUUUUUAUAUUUGUAAAUAUAUAUGAAUAAACAUGUUGCCUGUUGCAUCAUGCUCUGAA